Ylistrum balloti is the source of this 796-nucleotide messenger RNA. Its product is annotated as small ribosomal subunit protein uS7m-like. Gene Ontology annotation, cellular component: ribosome. The transcript is spliced from 6 exons. NCBI's taxonomy places the organism in Eukaryota, Metazoa, Mollusca, Bivalvia, Pectinida, Pectinidae. The coding region runs from base 59 to 742 and encodes 227 amino acids. The record is from RefSeq and is a predicted model, not a curated record. Gene Ontology annotation, molecular function: structural constituent of ribosome; mRNA binding; rRNA binding. Gene Ontology annotation, biological process: ribosomal small subunit assembly; translation.
CUUUGAGAUAAUGUACAGGUUAAACAGGUUAUAUAAGCAUUGAAAGUCAAUUUUCAAGAUGACUCUGUGCAAAGGGAAAAUUUUGUUUCAGUGCCUGGCGUCAUCAAAUUCUCGUUUAUCAACUUUUAUACAAGUGCGAUCAAAAUGGUAUUCUGCUCAAUACCUGGAACCCACCAUAAACGAAAAAGAACUAAAGAAGCCAGUCACAGCUACUGAUCCUAGGUUGUUUCGACCAAUAAUGGCACCAAGGACAGAACAAUCAUUGUCAUUCACCUAUGUACCAGAAGUUCAGAAAUUUAUCAACAUAUUGAUGAGAAAGGGGAAGAAGGAGUUAUCCAGGAAUCUGUUGGAAGAGACCUUUAAGAAGGUGAAAGUGAUACAGUUAAAGAAAUAUAAGAAGGCAAAUAAAGAUGAGCAGUCUGAAAUAGAGCUUAAUCCUGUAAAUGUGUUCCUUGAAGCGGUGGAAAAUUGUCGCCCUAAUGUUCAUACCACAAGAGUCAUGCGAGGUGGGGUGUGGUAUGAGGUUCCUAUUGCAUGUAAUCCUGAAACACAGACAUAUAAAGCCAUGACAUUCUUGAUUAAGAGUGCUGCAGAGAAAGACAGAAAAGCAAAGUUCCCAGACAUGCUUGCAAAAGAACUCAUAGAAGCCAGUAACAAUGAAGGUAAGAGUGUAAAAAGAAAACAAGACCUACUGAAGCGGUGUGAUGACAACAAAGCAUUUGCCUCCUUCAGAAAUAGAUGAUUUUGUUUGUGCAUGAAUUGUGUGAUCAAUAAAGAUUAUGUUUGAGUCUAAAAA